AUGGGGGAGCGGCUCAGCACGCCGCCGCAGCCAGCCGCCGCCGCCGAGGCGCCGCCGCCGGGCCAGAGCAGAAGGGCGUCGAGGCCCCAGGCGGCGGAGGAGGAGGAGGCCGCCGGGGCGCCUCCGCCGGUGGGUCCCCCAGAGGACGGCCCUGCCUCGGGAGGCGAGAGCGGCCCCAGCCGCCGGCUUCCCUUGAGGCCCGUCUGCUGCACCGUCUACUGCGUGGAGAGCGACCGGAGGCCCGGCCCGCCGCCGCCGCCUCAGCCUCCCCCCGGCGGGCCCCUCCGCUCCACAGCCGCCCCGCGGCCCUCUUUACGGGGCGGCGGCGGCGGCGGCGGCAUCGAGCUGGACCUGUCCCUCCUGCCCGAGCCGUUCUGCGGGCUGGUCUCCGGGGGGGACGCGGGGGCCUUGCUGGUGCUGCCCUGCCGCGUGUGUCUCGAGGAGAAGCCGCUCAAGGCCCGGCCCUGCUGCAGGAAGCCCGUCUGCGAGGACUGCCUCAAGCGCUACCUCAGCGCCCAGGUGCAGGUGGGACAAGCAGACAUCCAGUGUCCAAUAACAGAAUGCAGUGAACAUCUGGAUGAAACAACUGUACUGUACCACUUGCCACAUGAUGACAUCAUCAAGUAUAAGUACUUCCUAGAACUUGGCCGUAUCGGCUCAAGCACCAAGCCAUGCCCUCAAUGCAAGCACUUUACAACCUUCAGGAAGAGAGGCCACAUUCCCACCCCUACCAAAAUGGAGAACAAGUACAAAAUUCAGUGCCCAACUUGCCAAUUUGUGUGGUGUUUUAAGUGCCACUCUCCCUGGCACGAAGGUGUCAACUGCAAAGAGUACAAAAAGGGGGACAAGCUGUUGCGUCACUGGGCCAAUGAAAUUGAACAUGGGCAGAGAAAUGCUCAGAAGUGCCCAAAGUGCAAGAUCCACAUCCAGAGAACAGAAGGAUGUGACCACAUGACUUGUUCACAGUGUAACACUAAUUUCUGUUACCGCUGCGGAGAGAGAUAUCGCCAGCUCCGUUUCUUUGGAGAUCACACAUCAAACCUCAGUAUAUUUGGAUGCAAAUAUCGCUACCUCCCUGAGAGACCACAUUUAAGGAGAUUCGUACGAGGCUCAGUCUGUGGUGGAAAGUUACUUAUUGCACCACUGAUACUGGUUUUGGGGCUGGUAAUAGGAGCCAUAGCUGUUAUAAUAGGUUUAUUUGUGUUUCCUAUCUAUUGCCUUUGUAAAAAGAAGAGGAAAAGGCCUCGAACAGAAAUGCCCUGGUACGAGUGAGCAUAAAUUGAAUGGAGCUGGUCCUACACAGCUUAUGCAAAAUGUUUGCAACGCAGCAAUAUUCUGCUGGGUAACUGUC
This is a messenger RNA of Euleptes europaea (tarantolino), 1351 nucleotides long. RefSeq names its product ring finger protein 217 (gene RNF217). The transcript has 6 exons. The coding region runs from base 1 to 1272 and encodes 423 amino acids. Gene Ontology annotation, biological process: positive regulation of proteasomal ubiquitin-dependent protein catabolic process; ubiquitin-dependent protein catabolic process; protein polyubiquitination. The record is from RefSeq and is a predicted model, not a curated record. NCBI's taxonomy places the organism in Eukaryota, Metazoa, Chordata, Lepidosauria, Squamata, Sphaerodactylidae. Gene Ontology annotation, cellular component: cytoplasm; ubiquitin ligase complex. Gene Ontology annotation, molecular function: ubiquitin protein ligase activity; zinc ion binding; ubiquitin conjugating enzyme binding.